Messenger RNA from Zygosaccharomyces rouxii, 1095 nucleotides. RefSeq names its product aspartate-semialdehyde dehydrogenase (gene HOM2). The record is from RefSeq and is a predicted model, not a curated record. Gene Ontology annotation, biological process: L-threonine biosynthetic process. Bases 1 to 1095 code for a protein of 364 amino acids. NCBI's taxonomy places the organism in Eukaryota, Fungi, Ascomycota, Saccharomycetes, Saccharomycetales, Saccharomycetaceae. The transcript has a single exon. Gene Ontology annotation, molecular function: aspartate-semialdehyde dehydrogenase (NADP+) activity; protein dimerization activity; NADP binding.
AUGGUUAAGAAAAUCGCUGGUGUCUUAGGUGCUACUGGUUCUGUUGGUCAGAGAUUCAUUUUAUUGUUGGCAGAUCACCCAGACUUUGAAUUAAAGGUCCUUGGUGCAAGUGAAAGAUCUGCUGGUAAGAAAUACGUUGACGCUGUCAACUGGAAGCAGACUGAUCUUCUACCUGAAUCUGCAAAGAAUUUAGCUGUUACUGAAUGUAAGGCAAGCGAAUUCAAAGACUGUGACAUUGUUUUCUCAGGUUUAGAUUCUGACUUUGCUGGUGAGAUUGAAAAAGAGUUUAUGGAAGCUGGUCUGGCCGUUAUUUCCAAUGCUAAAAAUUACAGAAGAGAACCUGGUGUUCCAUUGGUGGUCCCAAUUGUCAACCCAGAACAUUUAGAAGUUGUUUCUCAUAAGGUUGAAUCCGCCAAGGCUGAAGGUAAGCAAAGACCAGGUUUCAUUAUCUGUAUCUCUAACUGUUCCACUGCAGGUCUUGUGGCUCCAUUGAAACCAUUAGUGGAACAAUUUGGUCCAAUUGAAGCAUUGACCACCUCUACUCUACAAGCAAUCUCUGGUGCUGGUUUCUCUCCAGGUGUUCCAGGUAUUGAUAUUCUAGAUAACAUCGUUCCAUACAUCAGCGGUGAAGAAGAUAAAAUGGAAUGGGAAACCAAAAAGAUUUUGGGUCAUUUGGCUUCUGACAAGUCUCACGUGGAAUUGUUGUCACCUGAAGAAAUUAAAGUUUCUGCUCAAUGUAACAGAGUGCCUGUUUCCGAUGGUCACACUGAAUGUAUCUCGCUAAAAUUCAAAAACAGACCAGCUCCAUCUGUGGAUGCCGUCAAGAAAUGUUUGAGUGAAUACGUUUGUGAUGCCUUUAAAUUGGGUUGCCACUCCGCUCCAAAGCAAACUAUCCACGUCUUGGACCAACCUGAUAGACCUCAACCAAGAUUAGAUAGAAACAGAGACGCUGGUUACGGUGUGUCUGUUGGUAGAAUUAGAGAAGAUCCUCUUCUUGAUUUUAAGAUGGUGGUCUUGUCUCACAACACCGUUAUCGGUGCUGCAGGUUCCGGUAUCUUGAUUGCCGAAAUUCUACUGGCAAGAAACUUGAUCUAA